UUUGUAUUGUUAAGUUAAUCAAGACAUAGUGUGAGGUUAUGUGUUUAAAGGUGUGUUCAUUUUAUUAUUUCAAAAAGUGUUAACUCAGUUACAAUUGUUACAAGCUUUUCUAACUCAUUUGGAACAAAGUGGAAAUGGAUACACUCAUUUCCGUUCUUCUAAUCUCUUUUGUUUUAUCUGUGGCGAACUGUGACAAUGCCACUACUCUAGCCCCUGCAAAAGUGAUCCCUUGGAAUGAAACCGGUAUUUGCAGAAAAUGUGUGUGCAAAGACGCAAAGGUCGAUUGCUUCGAUCAAAGCCUCACGGAGUUCUUCAAAAGCGAAGAUUGGGCUAAUUUAAAAGAAUUCAAACCCACAACAGUGGACCUCAGUGAAAAUGGUAUUACAAAUAUAACAGUCAUGGCGGAACUGCCCAUUAAAGUGCUCAACCUUUCCCGAUGCUCAAUAGCGUUCAUAGAGAACGCUAGUUUCAGAGAUCUGCAACAGAUGGAGGUUCUGGAUCUUAGUCAUAAUAAACUAACAACCGACAAGUUGAGUCCGCAUGCUUUCGAGGGACGAUAUUUACCAGAGGAGUACGAACCACUCGCUGCCAUGCGGACCCUGAACUUGGCCUACAAUGACCUCCACUCCCUCCACCAAGACCUUUUCGAACAUCUUCCAGAGCUGACCGAGCUGGAUCUCAGUGGAAACCCUCUCACCACGAUAGACCAUGUCACCCUCAUCGCUAUAUCGAGUCUACCAAUGUUGAAGGUCCUCCGCAUGAGAUCAUGCGCGCUCACAGAAAUCCCUGACAAGUUUCUCCACACUCCUCGAUUCCUGGAGCGCCUGGACAUCAGCGAUAACAAGCUCACUUCCAUCCCCCAAGAGUUGGAUGAGACGAAGAACUUGAAGUUUUUAAACUUGAACCAGAAUCCAAUAGUUCAGCUCGAUAUGUCGUCAGAGGAAUAUCCGGGAUUCCCCCGUCUCAGAAAGCUGCAAGAGCUACACAUGUGCAAUAUGAAGUCGCUGAAAAGCAUCGGCGCAAGCGCACUCGCGGGAUUGGAGAACUUACAAAUACUUCACAUGAGCUUCAAUCCUAAAUUAUCCUUUAUUGAUCCGAAGGCCUUGGCCAGACCUGAUGACAUCGGAGAAACGUAUGACUGGCCGCUUAUUAAGGAGCUGUACCUCCAAUCCAACAACCUCUCAGAGGUCGAUUCUCGGUUACUCUCCCGCUGGGACCUCUUGAGCAAGGUGGAUGUGAGCAACAACCCCUUCCUCUGCGACUGCAGCACGCAGUGGAUGGUAGACAUGCUGGUACCACUAGUGGAAGCUAAAGCCGUGAACGCUUCAGAGAAGAUGGUAUGUGAAGAACCUGUGGAAAUGAAGGGGUACACCAUGAAACAUUUGAACGAAAUACAUCGCACGAUGCGUUGUGUAGACAAGUACGGCAAUAGACCGGAGCGUGACGGCGCUAUGCUUCUGGGAACUCUUAUAGGCGUGCUGCUGGCGGUGCCCAUAAUGUUCUCGCUGCUGCUGCUGUGGCGGCGCGGGCUGUGCGGCUGGCUGGGCCUGCGCGGGCCCGCCGACGUGUCGCGCGCCUUCUACAAGCGCGCGCCCGCCGACGACAACUAUAUAUAAUUAUAAGAUAUAUUGUGUUAAAUUAUAUUACUUUUUAUUUUAA
Messenger RNA from Nymphalis io (European peacock), 1659 nucleotides. Its product is annotated as leucine-rich repeat neuronal protein 3-like. Bases 135 to 1616 code for a protein of 493 amino acids. Gene Ontology annotation, molecular function: protein binding. Lineage: Eukaryota; Metazoa; Arthropoda; Insecta; Lepidoptera; Nymphalidae. The record is from RefSeq and is a predicted model, not a curated record. The transcript has 10 exons. Gene Ontology annotation, cellular component: extracellular matrix.